AUGGGCAGCGGCAUCAGCUCGUGCAGCGGCCCGUCAUCCGUGGAUGUCAAGAGAAGCUUCUUCCUGACCCAGCCCCAGUCUGACAAUCAAAAACAGCGGGGUCACUGUGACCCAGACAACAACAACGAGGUCAGCCUGGACGACCUUGAGAGGCACUUCUUCGACAGCGGCCGCGGAUCGAGCACUCCGCGCUGUCUGUCGAGUCGACCGAACGUUCGACGCCAGGAGAACAGAGAUCCGUUCAGGUCGCACGGAAUCCUAAAACAGACGCAGCACUCCAUACCAAGUCUCGCCAGCUUCACCAUCAAAGAGGAAGAGGAGUCUGGGAUGAGCAAGUCGAAGAAGAGACAGUCGGCAAAACGCGUACCGAGACCCAAGUCGGCUAACGUCAGGAAGCGGAGGAACACGAAGUCGGAGCAGACGGGCGGUUCGGGAAUACUCGAGAAAAGUCGACGGACGGACACGUCGGAUGACGAUUUCAGUGAUCUCUCCGACAGUUCGAGCUCCCUGCAGAGCGAUUUCGACGAUGACGUCAUAUCUAUUCCAGACGAGACUCAGAACACGCCAGGACUUGACGAUAGCGUGGUCAAACUCGGACCUCAGUUUGUGGUCGAUCACGGUCAUCAUUCUAACUGGUGGGACACGCCCACCACAGAUAUCUAUGACGUCAGACACAAUUCUCGCGAGUCGGGGAAUUCCAUAAUGAAAAAAGCAAGUGAACGGUCAAUUUCGAGUAUUAUUCUAACCUCAGUUGAGUUUUCUACUAACACAGAGUGGUGUGGUCUAACUAACGAUGCUGAGAUCAACCGCAUUCGACAGAAAAUAGAGUCUGUUGAAGAUGCGUUGUGGGAUCAGCUCACCCGGAUGUCUAGUCUUGACGAUAGGGGGCGCUAUGAAGCGAUAAUCAGGACAGCACGACCCCAGUUUGUUAAACUUUUAUCUGAAUUCAGUCACACCGGUGACCAGGUGGUUUGUGACAUGGAGUCUAUACACUCUAUCGAAAGGACGUUUUCUGAACGGUUGAAGAAACGUCAUUCGACCUUGACACGGUCAGAGUUCUCCAUGAUGGUCGCCGAGUAUCUGCAGGCAGUUGAAGGUCACCUCAAAUCAGAAUAUGACGUUGACACGACUGACCAAUCUACAACAGAUUCCGGCCGCUGUCAUUUUUCGUCGAGAAACUGCAAGUCGGCUCCUCGUGCUGACGUCAUUUCACAAACAGGGAGCUCUGUGGAGAGGACUGCCAGUCUGAACGAAAACACAUAUGAGAAAGGCAGACGACGCGGAAUUAUUGCCGAAGCCAGAAGUAUACUAGAAUCUCAUUGGUUGUCCAUAACAUAUAAAGAGUUAACACAGCUGAUUGGAACUUUUCGUGAUGUGACGACCAAUAGUGACACGGAAUGUCGGUCUUCAGACUUUGAAUCCUUACUGAAAGAAGACUACAUACCGUCACUGGCCCAGGAAGACCUGUUUUUCGUCAACCAGUACCUGGAGGCACGGCGGACCCGUACGCUCAACAAGGACGAUGCCAUCUCCACCUUUUUACGUCAUCUAACGGAGAUGAACCAGCAACACAUUGACGACCAUCAUCAUCAACAACAACAACAACAACGGCUUCAGCAACAACAGAAAGAGCAGCAGCAGAUUCCUGGUUCUAACGGUCGGACCAGUACCGCGAGUGAUCGAUCGCGACCCGCCACCGACUUCAGCAUGAUCAGCACGAGUCACGUGCACGCCAACUUGGACGAGAAGGAUAGCAAAUCAACAAAAAGCAGACCCGACAGCGGGGUCGUUGUGACGUCAUCGUCUGCUAGCUAUUCGAGUUCUGAGGCUGCGCGAGAAGACAUUGACGUCUGCGCAGAUACAUCAUGGAUAACAGCCUCGCUAGAUAUGUUAGAUAGCAUACUACAGGUUCGAACUGAAGAUCAUACCAGCAUAAAAAGUUUAACGGACGCCAUCACCCGUUCAUGCAGCAAUGUUCAACUCAAAGUGCACGCCAUCUACCGGUGGCUGGCCAGUCAGAGUCUCCGUUACUACUCCAAGGUAACCAGGAAAGGCAACUCUCCGACAGACAAAAUGAAGACUCUUGCUGAUGGGAAGACGUCAUAUUCUGUAGUCUUUCAGGAGCUGGCAAAAACUGCUGGUUUGAAGUGUGAGAGAAUAGAGGGUUUCGCGAAGACGAAAGACUACUUGCCCGGAUCUUCGGUGAAGUCCGAUUGCUUCCAGCAUUCCUGGAACGCUGUCUUCAUCGACGACCAGUACCGACUUCUCGACGUCCACUUCGCGUCUCUCCCGUACAAGUUUUUCACAGAACACUUCUUCAUGACUCCGCCCGAUGAAUUCAGGCUGUCCCACUUCCCCAAUGACAGGAGAUGGUUGCUAAUGAACCAGUCCAUCUCGCUGGUGGAUUUCGAAGACACCCUGAAGACCUGGCCCGCAAUGUUCGCCUUCAACAUCCGACCUCUCAGCAUGAAGGCGACGAUACGGACGUUUGACGGACGCCUUAGCAUCACCGUCCUCUUGCAGAAUGUCGCCGUCACUCCCCACCUGCAGUACGAUGGACCCGGACCGUCCGUGGACAACGAAAGCCUGACUCAUAAGAUUGACACAGAAAUCCGAAGCAUGGACAGUGCAGAGACCUUUCAUAUGAAGCUUCCCCACGAAGGAGUGUACUACUUCACGCUGCUAGUUCACGACAUCGAAGAGGGCGAGGAUAUUCCUGCAUUCCAGUACAAACUGGUUUACAAGGACGAGUUGUUGUAGUUGCCUUAAUACGUUUGCGUGCAUGGACUUAAUUACCGUUGAAGCAUUUGUCAUUAAUGAUAUAUCGGAUGACCACAACAUUGAAGAAGAUGAAGACAUUCCUCCAUUCUAGUACAAACUGGUUUACAAGAGCAAUCUGUUGUAUUUGCUAUGGUGGAAUUAAAAAAGGGAUGUUACUUUGCAUGCACGAAGUUAAUUACCGUUGAAGCAUUUGUCAUAUACGAUAUAUUGGAGAGGAUGAGGACAUUCCUCCAUUCCAGUACAAACUGGUUUACAACGACGAGCUGCUGUAAUUGCUUUAAUUUGGUGUAAUUAAAAAAAGGUUGCAUUUGUGUGCCCGAACGUAAUUUCCGUUUAAGCAUUGGCGAUUGUUUUGGUCUGUGAUAAUGACAUAUCAGACAUAGCGGAUGAGAUCAUUCCUCCAUUCCAGUACAAACUAUUUUACAAGGACGAGCUGUUAUAGUUUCAAUGAUAGAAUAAAAAACACAAAAACAACGGGAUGUUGCAUUUACGUACACGAACAUAAUUGCCAUUUAAGAUGGUAGUGCUGUGCUUGUGAUGUUGGUGGCAUCGUUGUGUUGAAAGAACUGUGGUAAACCAUCUGGAAUGAUGUAUACUAAGAAGUUCAGGAAAUACGACAAUUGUUCUCCAGUGUUCACGUUCAGGUUGAAUUCCACAAGCAACUUUUUCAGGUCUGUGUCCAUUCAAACUUCACGCAUGUCCACCCUGGGAGGAAGCUUUGAUAUCUCCAGUCACUGCGUCGAGAACGGAGCAAUCGGGCUAGGACAUCGGGUUUCCAUUUGUACAAACUUCAGUGUAUGAAAUAUGAACAAUCAAAAUUAGGCUGUAACAAGUGAUACUCUGUGACAGGUGAAUGAGUUUGAUGUGUAUUUAUUAAAACAUGUUAGUGUAUUGACAUAGCUCAGAGAGUAGAUAUCAUAUAGAAUGGAUUAUAAAACAAAUAUUUUACAGAUAAAUGAAGUAUUACCCAGCUGAUUCGGUCUUAGAUUUUUGCCGUGAAUCGGUCAUUGAGAAUCCUUAUACAAAACUAUAUAUUCUCUUUGGUAUAUAUUUCCUUUUAGCCACCAGUAACACUAUAAAACGGGUCCGUGGGAAAUAACUGUGGACUAGUAGGGGAUGAAGAUACAUUGAAACAACUUUCAAUUAAUGAAAUUUGAAAGCUGUAUAGGUUGUGGUACUAUCCUGUUGUUAUUUUAAACCAUGUGGUUAUUGUGUCUUUGACUUCUUUAGAAAUAAUUUAGUUUUUCACUUGUUUGAUACAAGUGUGAACACACACACACACACACACACACACACCCCUCUCUCUCUCUCUCUCUC
Gigantopelta aegis is the source of this 4098-nucleotide messenger RNA. RefSeq lists its product as uncharacterized. The transcript has 9 exons. Lineage: Eukaryota; Metazoa; Mollusca; Gastropoda; Neomphalida; Peltospiridae. The record is from RefSeq and is a predicted model, not a curated record. Bases 1 to 2760 code for a protein of 919 amino acids.